AUGGACGACUACCUGGAGAGCCCCAUGGAGGACGAUGUCUUUCCUUGCAAAGGCUGUGGAGAGAUCUUGGAGGAGGGCAAGGCCUUUGAGCUUGAGCUUGAGGCUGACCAGAUCGCAGCUGGAAACCGAUGGCAUUUGAACUGCUUCCGAUGCAACACCUGCGGCACCCUCCUCGACUCCGAUGCGAACCUCCUCCUCCUCGGCGAUGGCUCCCUCAUUUGCAACAACUGCACAUACAGCUGCAGCGCAUGCAGCAACAAGAUCGAGGACCUGGCGAUCCUCACUGGCGACCAGGCAUUCUGUGCGACCUGCUUCCGGUGUCGAAACUGUAAGAGGAAGAUCGAGAAUCUGCGAUAUGCUAGGACAUCACAGGGCAUCUUCUGCAUGAGCUGCCAUGAGUCGCUCAUGGCAAGACGAAGAAAGAAAUCGAAGGCUGCCGCUCAUGCAAAAGCGCGAGAUAAGGACUCUCCCAUGGUCGACAAGUCGCUGCCCGCCUUGCCGCCGAAUGCCAUACCGCCGAACGCGUUUUCAGACGACCGAGUUUCCCCUGAUUCGGACACGCCCACCGAGCUGUCGCCCCGGCCAACCAGGCCUGCGUAUCCCAGGAAGGACUCAUCCUCAAGAGGUAGUUCACGCCCCGCUCGCUCGCCAGAGAGACCUCUUGAAUCCAACAAGGAGACUGGACUCGGCUUGCCCGCCCACAAUUACCGGAAAAACAGGAACAGUUCCAUCAUCGGUGGACAAGCUAACGUCGAAGGUGUAGACGGUGACAGCUUUUUCAUCCCAGUGGCCUUGGACCCCAGCCCCGCGCCCUCGGUUUCCUCCCCACGGUCCAAUGGCGACGCUUUCGACCAGCGCAAGGUUAGCAAUGAAAAGGAUUAUUUUACAAACAAGGGAGACAAAAAGAAUGAGGUUCGCAGCUCCCAGGCCUCAACCCCUCACAUUGCCUUUCAGGAAAAGGCACGGCGGACCUCGUCCGAUUACGAAGCCUCGACUCCUAAGGAGCCCGCACGAAAGUUAUCAAAGUCAUCCAGGUCUGACAGGAGUGUCAUGUCACAGGCAUCACCGGUCGCCAGCGAGGACAGAUCCCAGAAAAGCUCGAAUGGACACAAGGACGAGUUCAAACUCCAAGAUGCCCCCAAAAGUAAGAAGUUAAUUACCAACCGGCUCCCUCCACAAAUGACCAGCUCUUUGGAGAAUGGCACACCCAAGACAGCAGACCGCAACCUCAGGAGGGACACCCUGGGUUCCAAAUCCGAAUCACCUCCGCGGUAUGGCUCGGCGGACAGAUCUGGAACUCCCAGGGAAGCCCAGGACGCCCGUACGAAGGAUGAUGACAAGCGUCCGUCCCUCGAAACAAACAAUUCCGCUAGGACCGGAGACACAACCAACUCAAGGACUGUUCCUCGAAAGGACCUCCCUAUCUCGGCUGCCAACCGCAGCGUAAAUGGCAAAUCCACGAGAACCGAGGACCUCACUCGACCACAGGUUGAGCAAAAAUUGAGCGACACGUACAUGUCUCCGCGGGCCCCGCCUCAGCCACCAGGAGUGACUGCGAAGGACACAGCGAAGGACACGAACGUUUCAAAGAAUGGGCAGACAUCCCCCAAGGUGUCCCCCAAGCUACCGAGAUGGAGCUCUGGCGGCGAUUUCACCAUGGAUGAAGACAUGGCACGUAUCCUGGGCACAGACGAGGGAUCCUCCUCUCUACUCCGCCGCGUCUCCAACGCCGUCAGGCAUGGGCGGACCGGAAGCACAGAGUCUAACUCACCGCAGACCAGGACUGCACAUGGCAGAAGCAUGAGCGAGACGACUCGAGGAACCGCCUCGCCCAGCUGGGACAAAACCCCGAUCAUCGAGACCGAUCAAAAUGGCGACACAAACUCCAUUAGCAUCCCCGUGUCCAAGGACGAUCCUGCCUUUUUGAAGCGACAAUUGCGCACGUCGGAACAGCGAGUCGCGGAGCUGGAGAAGAAGUUUCACUCCGAAAAAGACCUGUUAUCUAUCGACGAGAAGUUGACCGAGAAGAGGAAGACCGUCUCUGUCCUGGACACGCAAACGGAAAUUAUGAUUCGUGAGUUGGAGGUGCUGGCUGGCUACGUCGAGCGGGCCAAGGACACCCAACGGCCCAUUGAUUAUCACGCUCUUGGAGAAUCUGCCAUCAAGGAUUUCGUCCAGAAGCUAGAUAAGGUCAAGCAGACCAUGGCCGCAACGAUCGAGCAGUUGCACAGUGAACGGGACCAGUUACUUGAGGACAAGGAGCGGGCAAUCGCCGACCGGGACCGAGCACUUCUUGAGUUCGAGCAGCUGUCAUCUAAGAAUGCGCAGCUGGCUGAUAUGAACAACGAUCUGACCCACCAGAUUCAGGGGCGGUUCAGGUCUCAGGUUGGAUCUGAUGGAAAGCCUUCCAAUGGGCUGGGCAUUUACACAAACCAUAAGUCCAUGUCCAGCACUUCUGUUCAUAACAUCGACACCUCUAGCAUCCAGACCGGUCCGACCCUUGUCGCCACGGACGUUGACGAACCUAUUCUCGAGGGGCCAACUGUCGUCCAGGUGAGAAAGGGACAAGCCAAGAAAUUCAAUUGGAAGAAAGGCGGAAAGUCCGUGGCACAGAACAUUACCAGAGUCGGCCGGGCCGUCGCUGCCUUCCAGACGAAUGAACGCGAUCCCAGACUGCCUCAACAGGGUGGUCUGAAUUCUGAUAACAUUGGUCUGCCGUACAACAUGACGGCUACUCAAUUUGAGUCACCAUCGACCGUUCUGCCUACCAACGGGCAACAAAAUCGUGCCCCGCCUCCCGACGCUCGAUCCUUUGGCUUCUUUGGUAAGAAUAAGAACCCGAAUCUGCCAAAGUCCGUCUCCGCGGCGAACAUCAGCACCGGUGCCGCCAUGGCCGAGGACCCAUCUACGCUGUUUGGCUCUGACCUGGUGGAGAGAGCCGACCAUGAACGUCGUCAAAUUCCCAGUGUGGUGACCCGCUGCAUAGAGGAGGUUGAGCUCCGAGGCAUGGACGCCGAAGGCAUAUACCGGAAGUCAGGAGGCAACUCUCAGGUCAAGAUGAUCCAAGAGGGCUUUGACAAGAUGGAGGACUUUGACAUCUCCGACCCAAGCAUCGAUAUCGCGUCUGUCACCAGCGUGCUCAAGCAGUACUUCCGAAAGCUUCCCACGCCGCUCUUGACUUUCGAUGUCUAUGACCGGGUCCUGGAGUCAGCCGGUAUUUCCGACACUGCUGAGCGCUGCGCUCACCUUCAGAAGACGGUCAAUAUGCUUCCACAAAAGCACCGCGACUGUCUCGAGUUCCUGAUGUUCCAUCUGGCCAGGGUCGCCAGUCGUGAGCGAGAGAACUUGAUGUCGCCCAAGAAUUUGGCCGUGGUAUUCGCGCCCACAAUCAUGCGAGACCACAGUCUUGAGAGAGAAAUGACGGACAUGCACUCGAAGAACCUCGCUGUGCAGUUCAUGGUUGAGCACAGCAACGAAAUUUUCACCACUGACUGA
Molecule: messenger RNA, 3495 nt
Organism: Diaporthe amygdali
Lineage: Eukaryota; Fungi; Ascomycota; Sordariomycetes; Diaporthales; Diaporthaceae
Exons: 6
Coding region: 1-3495 (1164 amino acids)
Biological process (GO): signal transduction; regulation of GTPase activity
Cellular component (GO): cytoplasm
Source: RefSeq, a predicted model, not a curated record